AUCGGAUGCUGGGUGUUGGCUGCUGAGAAAAUGUAGGAAGAGGGAAGGAAAAAUCCAUUUUUGAAUCUUUGAUUUUUCGUGGUCUGAAUAUGAAACGUUGGAAGGCUUUCUUGAUUGAGUCCAUUGCAGCUAUUUGAAUCAGUUGAGGUCUAAUGGCGAAAGCUUCAGCUGGAGCUACAAAUUCUGGGAAUCGAACUGGGGUCCGGAUUGUUGUUGCUGGAGACCGAGGCACUGGAAAAUCAAGCUUGAUUGUUACAGCUGCUGCAGAAAACUUUCCGGCCAAUGUGGCACCGGUGUUGCCACCAACGAGAUUGCCUGAUGAUUUCUACCCUGACCGCGUGCCCAUCACAAUCAUCGAUACCUCAUCUAGUUUGGAGAAUAGAAGUGCACUUGCUGAUGAACUGAGACGGGCUGAUGCUGUUGUACUUACUUAUGCCUGUGAUCAGCCUGCAACUCUUGAUCGGCUGAGUACUUUUUGGCUUCCAGAACUUCGUCGCUUAGAGGUAAAGGUCCCAGUUAUUGUGGUUGGAUGUAAGCUAGAUCUGAGGGAUGAGAAUCAGCAAAUGAGCCUGGAACAGGUUAUGUCACCAAUCAUGCAGCAGUUUCGGGAGAUAGAAACUUGUAUAGAAUGUUCGGCAUCCACACAUAUCCAGAUCCCUGAAGUUUUCUACUAUGCACAAAAGGCAGUGCUUCAUCCAACGGGACCGCUAUUUGAUCAAGAAACGCAGACUUUGAAGCCCCGGUGUGUGAGAGCUUUGAAACGAAUAUUCAUUUUGUGUGAUCAUGACAGGGAUGGUGCCCUGAGUGAUGCAGAAUUAAAUGAUUUUCAGGUCAAAUGUUUCAAUGCUCCAUUGCAACCUUCUGAAAUAUCUGGUGUUAAGAGGGUUGUGCAAGAAAAAUUGCAUGAAGGAGUCAAUGAUCGUGGUCUUACUUUGACUGGAUUCCUCUUUCUCCAUGCAUUAUUCAUUGAAAAAGGGCGUCUCGAGACAACAUGGACUGUCCUAAGGAAGUUUGGGUACAAUAAUGAUAUCAAACUAAGGGAGGAUCUCAUUCCAUUGUCAUUUAAACGGGCUCCUGAUCAGAAUAUGGAGCUGACAACUGAAGCCCUUGAGUUUCUGAAGGGAAUCUUUAGCUUGUUUGACAUUGAUGGUGAUGGGGCACUGCACCCUGAUGAGCUUGUAGAUCUUUUUUCUACUGCACCAGAAAGGUACUUCUGUUUUCCUAAAACAUCAAUUUAUGGUUUUGUUUUUGCUACUUUACUUCAACAUAUAUCAUUUCCUAUUUUAUUAAUAAGAAAUAUGAUAUGUGUUAUUGUCUGUUGGAACUUAUAAACAUCCUGUUGGAAUUUGUAGUU
Molecule: messenger RNA, 1354 nt
Organism: Vitis riparia (riverbank grape)
Lineage: Eukaryota; Viridiplantae; Streptophyta; Magnoliopsida; Vitales; Vitaceae
Product: mitochondrial Rho GTPase 1-like
Exons: 8
Coding region: 153-1331 (392 amino acids)
Biological process (GO): mitochondrion organization; small GTPase-mediated signal transduction; regulation of mitochondrion organization
Cellular component (GO): mitochondrial outer membrane
Molecular function (GO): calcium ion binding; GTPase activity; GTP binding
Source: RefSeq, a predicted model, not a curated record